Molecule: messenger RNA, 3167 nt
Organism: Corvus hawaiiensis (hawaiian crow)
Lineage: Eukaryota; Metazoa; Chordata; Aves; Passeriformes; Corvidae
Gene: CCPG1
Product: cell cycle progression 1
Exons: 11
Coding region: 166-2604 (812 amino acids)
Cellular component (GO): membrane
Source: RefSeq, a predicted model, not a curated record
GCCGCCCCGCGCGCAGGCGCCGGGCCGGGUUGUUUGUGACGGCGUCACCGGCGGCUGCGGCCGCGGCCCCUCGUCCGUGCCGGUCCCCGCGAGGGCCACGCUCAGUGUCCUGACGCUUCAACUGCGCUGGCGCCGAGCCGCGCUCUGGUUCAGUGUGCUUUGAAAAUGUCUGAAAAUUCCAGUGACAGUGAUUCAUCUUGCGGCUGGACUGUCAUCAAUCAUGAGGGUUCUGACAUAGAGACAGUGACUUCAGAAAAUGGAAACACAAAUGAUAACCAUGAGUUUGUUUCAGAAGAAUAUGUUUCUUUGCAAGAAGAGGAGCAAGCAAUUGAUUUGCAAGCUCAGUGCAACAAUGAUGAAGAGAUCCCAGCAGUAGAUAAUACUCUAUCUGAUUUUGAGCAAACUCAGACAGUUGCAGAGGGAAAUAAAGAAAAAAUUCCUGAUGAUGGGUCCUGCAUUGGAACUAUUAGCGAUGAUUCUGACAUUGUUACACUUGAAGCUCCAAAACCAGAAGAAACUCAGAGUCAGGAGGAAGCUCCAGCUGAUGGUGAAGAAGCUCAGAGUCCAGAGGAUUUUAACAUGGGUUCCUCCUCUAGCAGUCAAUAUGCGUUUUCCCAUGUGGAAACUGUUUUCUCAUCUCAGGCCAGCCCUGAUGAGUCCAGCAGUGAUGAAACCAGCAGCCAGUGCAGCCUCACAGUGCGUAAACGGCACCCGAGGAAGCACGGGGUGUCAAUCUCCGAGCCCGAGGCGGGGCUGCCAGCGGAGCCCGAGCCGGAGCCGCCCAGGGAGGAGCAGCAAAAGCGCCAGUUCAGCAGUGGCCUGAACAGGUGCAUCAUCCUGGCACUGGUGAUUGCCAUCAGCAUGGGCUUUGGACACUUCUAUGGUAAACCUGAAGGUACAGUGCAGAUCCAGAAACGGCAGCAGCUGGUGACAAAGACACGUGAAUUAAAAGAUAUGAAAGAUGACCUUUACCAGUGCCAACAAGAGCGUGGAGAUCAAGUGCACCACAAAGUGGGGUCACUCAAGGGAGAUCUUGCCACAUGCUUGACCUUUACUGAGGUGGAGAAGAAAUCCUUUGAUUCUCAAAAAAAAAAUCUUGCUGCAGAAAAUCAGCACUUAAGAGAAUCUCUAGAGAAGGAAGAAAAAGCUUUGGCCUCACUUCAGGAAGAAUUAAGGAAGCUAAGACAACAAAUUAGAAACUUAGAAGAUAAAGGUAGUAGCACUGAAUCUAUUGUAAUAGAAAAUCAGAAACUAAGGGAGCAUUUGGAAGAAGAAAAGCAAAGAAACAGCAAUUUUCUCAGGCAAAAGGAAACACUCUUUGCAGAGGCACAGAUGUUAAGGCGAGAACUGGACAAAGAACGUCAUGUUACAGAAGCUCUGAAAAAAGAACUAGAACAGUUAAGUUCUCGUCAAACACCUGACAGUGCUACUGAUGAUGAUGAGACAUUAAGAGAAAAUCAAGAAAUAGAAACUCUGCGAGGAAGACUGGUAGAACUGGAAAAAAAGCUAAACUUUGAGCAACAACGCUCUGACUUAUGGGAGAAGCUGUAUGUUGAAGCAAAAGACCAAACUGAAAAAGAAGAAAUUAAUGAAAAUGGACAAAAGAAAGGUGCUAAAGGGCAAAGUAAGAGUAGAAAGAAAUCAAAGGAGACGUUUUUUGGUUCAGUUAAAGAAACUUUUGAUGCUAUGAAAAAUUCCACAAAAGAGUUUGUAAGACACCAUAAAGAAAAGAUUAAGCAGGCUAAAGAAGCAGUGAAAGAAAACUUGAAAAAAUUCUCUGAUUCUGUAAAGUCUACGUUCAGACACUUCAAAGAUACCACAAAAAACAUCUUUGAUGAAAAGGAGAAGUCAUCGAGUGAUAAAAGAUAUGAGGCAAGCAAGAAAGCUCGAACUUUUUACCGAGACCAUAACUCCUACGAGAAUCUGAAGCACAUGCAUUACAGGGGACCUCACAUGCCAAAAGAAUCCAGAAAUGGAAGAAAACAUCAUUUUACAGCAUUUGAAAAAGAUUCGAAUUCCCAGAAAUGUCUCAAUGAUCAUUUGUGUAAUAGAAAACAUCAGUUUGCCCUAAAGGGCUGCUCUGGUAUUUUUGAAUGCGCUCAUCAAGAAUUCAUUAGUCUCUUUAAUAGAGUUUCGGAUCCCAUCAGGGUGGAUGAAUUUAAUCGGCUAAUGAGAAAGUAUUUGCAGCAAGUUGUACAUAACUUUCAUCAUUGGAGAGAACUAGAAAAUUUCAUCAAUAAGUUUUUUCAUAAUGGAUUAUUUAUACACGACCAGAUGCUGUUCACUGAUUUUGUUAAUGAUGUCAAGGAUUACCUGGAAGAUAUGAAGGAAUACCAAAGUAAUAAUGAAAAGGUUUUUGAGGAUUUGGACAAAUACGUCUACGGAUACUACUUCCGUCACGAUAAUUCACCCCAGUAUGGACCCAGUCGACCUAAAAGACCUUUUACACAAACUGAAAAUUCCAGACACGAAAAACAAGCUCAGAAGUACCAACACCGUAAUAAAAGAGAAGGUAAAUGGCAUAAACAUGGUCGCACUAAUGGAAGAUACAUGGCAAAUCUUGAAAUAGAAUUGGGGCAACUACCCUUUGAUCCAAAAUAUUGAGUAAUUUAUUUUAAAAAUAAGAUUAAAAUUCACAUACUCUCUGGAAACUGAUAGUUUUUCAACAAAGCAGUGAGAUGCAAGGUUUUUUCUGAAUAAUUUGAUUUUUACACAUUUUUGUUAACAGGCAGAAGUCAGGCUUUCUAAUUUGCAUAUUCUGUACUGUUGCUUUAACUGUUCUUUGGAAGUGAAGAUAGUUUGGGUGCCAGCAGUAUUGUUGCAGAAACUAGGCAUGCAAUGACCUGUGUAUGAAAAAUAUGCUUAAUUGCAUUCCAUUAGAGUAGUUAAAGCUUGAGCCAUGCAUAAUGUACCAACUACUAACUCCAAUGUUUGAUAUACUAACUUCAUCUCAUCCUUCAAAAAAUAGGUCUACAUCGUGGUAAUGUAUUUGCUAGUGUUUUGUAACCUUAUAUUUGCUUCCUGUCUUUGGGGGGGGGUUCAAGAGCCUGUUGAAUUGUGAAGAAUUUGCUGUGCUACAUUCUAAUCAGUGUGCUGAUUUAAACACUUGAAAUGUCUUGCAUAUCUGCAUAUUGUAGAAGAAAAAUAAAGAGACAUUGUGGGUAAAA